AUGCAACAGCCCUGCUGCUGUCAGUCAUCGCCCUUAGCGCUCCCUGCGCCUCCAGCUCCACCCAUCUAUGUAUCUCUCCCGACACCUCCUCCGAUAUGUGUCACCCCACCUCCUUUGCCCCCCUUGCUCAUUGAAGUGCCGUUACCCCCACCGAUAACAUUAACACCUCCACCAAUGCCACCACUUUGUAUUACUCCGCCACCCUUACCCCCUAUGACGAUAACACCACCGCCCUCGCCACCUUUAUGCGUGAGCCCUCCACCGCUACCACCAAUGUGCGUAACGCCACCGACGCCGCCGGCUCUGUACGUUAAUCCUCCGAUUCCGCCUCCAAUAAUGAUCGAGCUCCCCAUGCCGCCGCCAAUCAUGAUCGAGUUACCGCCGAUUUUAGUCCAACCACCCCCAUUACCACCAGUAAUGGUUCAGCCACCUGCACUACCACCUCUACCUGUGCAGCCGCCUCCACUGCCGCCAAUGAUGAUUCAGCCACCGACGCCACCACCAAUGGUUAUCCAGCCACCUCCACCGGGACCUAUUACGAUCCAACCACCUUGCCCCGAACCGAUUUACGUGCAGCCACCUGCCCCAUGUCCAAUCAGCGUCCAGCCUCCACCGCUGCCCCCUAUUUGUGUUCAACCCCCUCCACCUCCCCCUCUAUGCGUCCAACCUCCCCCUCCGGAACCGUUCUGCCUCCAGCCGCCUCCGCCGCCACCAAUUUGCUUCUCACCAAACCCUUGCUCUGGAGCUCCUCCAUGCGGCUGCGGAUUGCCUUCUUCAGCGAUGGCUACUCCGAUUUAUUUAUAA
Molecule: messenger RNA, 804 nt
Organism: Melitaea cinxia (Glanville fritillary)
Lineage: Eukaryota; Metazoa; Arthropoda; Insecta; Lepidoptera; Nymphalidae
Product: leucine-rich repeat extensin-like protein 3
Exons: 1
Coding region: 1-804 (267 amino acids)
Source: RefSeq, a predicted model, not a curated record